Molecule: messenger RNA, 6541 nt
Organism: Neodiprion fabricii
Lineage: Eukaryota; Metazoa; Arthropoda; Insecta; Hymenoptera; Diprionidae
Gene: mwh
Exons: 6
Coding region: 1672-4761 (1029 amino acids)
Biological process (GO): cell migration; cortical actin cytoskeleton organization; regulation of cell shape
Cellular component (GO): cytosol
Molecular function (GO): small GTPase binding; actin filament binding
Source: RefSeq, a predicted model, not a curated record
CGAAUCCUCGGCUAAGCUGCAGCCGGCCAGCAGCGGCGGUGUAACGAUUUCGAAUUGAAAUCACAGCUGUUGCUUUUAGCCUCCAUGCGUGCAUGGAUCACGGAUCCAAUCGGGCCAGCGAAUCGCGCGCGGGCAUUCGAGCGACAAAUUUAACAAAUUGACGCCAGAAAACCUGAUUCCGAGAGCCUCCAGCAGCUCCUGUUAAAAGGUUCGCUCGAAUAAAGUAACAGUAAAAAUAGAGUCAAUCCAGCAGAGUCGGAUCGCCGGUUAAACGCGUUUCCGUCUAUCUCUCUAUUCCGCAAUUUUUAAAUACUACGGAUCGCUGUUCGCGCAAUUUUUCCGCACUGGCGGAUUAAUUUUUUUACGAAGUGUACACCUAAUAACGAGGGCGACCCGUCACGGAUGAAUAAUAAAAUGGACGAUAAUAAUAGUUGAAAUAAUAAUAUCAAUGCUAGUGGUGCAGUUUUUUCAAUAUAUUGUUUACGCUCGAUCGGACGAUUAUAUAAAUAACGGUUUGCGUUCGGAAAUUCUGUAUUCUUAAUUUUAUCGUUGACUUUUAUGCGAACGAAGUGCGAAGUGUUGCAAUUGACCAAUACAGUUACAGUUGAAUAACGUAGUUGUAAUUAAUUUUUCAACCAUGCCUGUAUUCCGGUCAGAUUUCUUCUUUGUAAUAUAAACGAUACGCAUAUAUCGUGGAGUUUCACACUCGUUGACGAUGUGUUGUAAUAUAUGUAUUAUGCAGCGUUCAAAUAUUUAUCAAUCGCAUGGAUAAAACUGCGCAUCUGCGAUAAGAACGUUGGAAAAUAUUACGUGGAUUAAAAAAGUGUAGCCGGUAAAUUUGAACGAAAAUCAAGUGAACAAUGCGACGCGUGUGCUCGACGUGCAAAUUUCCGAUUUCCAAUAAUAAUCGUCUGCAAGCAGGUUCGGAAUCGAUUUUUAAUCUCAUUAUAAACUCUUGUCGUUGCGUCAGGAUAUUGCGCAAACCGUAUUGUGCCGUGAUCGUUUAAACUUUACCGAUUUCUAUUCGCGGAUCGUUUAUAUGGCGCGGCUAAAAAUAUAUCGUUAUUGACGUGUAAAUUACACAUAUUUGCAUAUGUAUAAAUAGUCACUCACGAUAUGGUAAAUGGAACCGUAUUAAUUCGUCCAAUUCGUUAACUUGCAAAAUCUGCGGCGCAAACGUUGAUCUUUUCAAAUUCUCGAUCAAAAACUGUCGUAGUUGGUCCGUGGACGCGAAGUGAUUUACUUGUCGACGAUAUAAAUCGUGGUCCAAAAAUUAAGUUCGUUAACAGUUAUACCCGCAUGUAUAGACGGGUUAUUAAAUUCUAUUUAAUCUCUUCGACCCGGCGUUCGCAUAGCCGUGUCAGGUAUACCCGUUGCUUCGACUUACCAGUAUGCGGAAAUUGUGGUCCAGAAACUCGCGGGUCGCGAGUGACCUGUCGGUCAUACCGCGAUGAGAUGUAACAAAUUGUAAAAGCUGUGCAUCGGAGAAAACGGGAACGCUGCAACGAGCCGAGUUGUAAGGAAGGUCAGUUUCAAUAAUAACGAGAGAUAAUCGGUGAACAAUUAGUAAACCUAUUUUUUCGGGAGUAUUUCUAAUUCUUCGUUUAACAAUCUCCGAUCGUCGGAUAAACGGUGUGCGAAUGAAUUAACAAGUGAGUGCAAUUUUUCAUCAUGGGAAAUGCCAAAUCGCAACCGUCUCGACCUCGGAGGCCGCUCUACCUGUUCUACCUGAUUCAUCGAACCUGGAGCAUCGUCGUCGAACACCGAAGUGCCGGCAAGGAGGAACGAUACGAAGACACCGAUCGCGAAACCGAUUUAAAUUCGAGAUGCAGCGGCUGCGCCGACUGCUGUUACCGGCAGGACAGUUUCUCGUUCGACAGCGAGUCGGAAAUGGCUCCGAAUGCAGAGGAGGAACUGCUAGCCGUCAAGCCAUGGGCGUCACAUCCCGACAAGCAACAAGAACGCCUCAGGCCUCCGACUUACAACGCCGAGGAUUACGCCGUCGCCCUUCGGAGAUGGGGAAGACGUCCGAUUCCAUCACCCGCACCGGAAACUCAGAAUGGAACUUUACCAUCCACGACCAGUUCCAGUUCCGGAUACGCUUCCGGUUGCGGAGAGAUGACUCUGCGCCAGUUUACUUCCGUCAGCGAACUACUGAACAAACUUAGGACUGAUCUUAGGCUCGCCUUUCCGAGUUUCGUCCAGGAGUUCGCCUCGGCACCGGCAGACGGGAUAACUCUGCUCCUGGAGACCCUGAGGGGUGUCCAACUCGCUCAGAAUUCUCCACCCUCCGGUCAAACUGGUCCGAGAAUCGGUACGCGAAGAGCAGCUCUGGACGAAUUGGGAUGCGUCGAGUGUCUCGCUGCUUGUGGCGAACGAUGCGCCGACGCUCCGAGACUCCUUAUCGAGGCUCAGCCGGGGCUUUUGGCUCUAGCCGUUUGCCUCACGAGCAGCCUAAAUCGUUCCAGAGUUCUGGCCUUGCAGCUACUAACGAGAGUCUGUCAAGCACCUGGCGGUCAUGCCGCUGUCUCCGAGGCCGUUUCGACUUUGAGAUUGAGGUACGGAGAAGGCGGAAGGUUCAGGUUUUUGGCCGGAGCUCUGCUCGCUCCUAGCGCAGCCAUUGUUCUUCGCGUCGCCGGAAUAUCCUUCUUGAACGCCUUCAUCAAGUCCGCUCCUCGGGCGCAAACGAAACUUUAUAUUCAGGCGGAGGCCUGCGAAGCCGGUCUGGAGCCAAAGGUGCUUCAAGAAUGGUUGACGGAUCUGGACUCGAGCGUCGAGGAGUCGAUGACGGAAUUGUUACGUAAGGAGGUGCAUCGAUGGUCCCGGAACUGCGUGGACGUCGAGGCUUUGCAGAAGCGGGCAUCGCGAGCGGAGGAAACGUGCCGGAUGUUGGGGAAGAAGAUCCUGUCGCUUCAGCGACAGAUCGAGACUCUCCAGGUGGUGAACAUGAACGGAUACAACGCCUCGAAGUUGGCCUCGAAGCCGGGUGAGAACAACGCCUCGCUCAACGCCGAGGACGAGGGGAUAAGUUCCUCGGAGCGUUCGAGCACUCCGGAGGAGCUCCUGAAGCGGGAGGAUCUCGACGGCGGGCCUAAGGCCUCGGGGCUGCCGGACAACGACCAGGAGACGACGAUCGACGACGUGAUCGAGGAGCUUCGGAUCAUCGUGAAGGACGCGGAGGAGGAGUACGAGGACAAGACCGGAGGAGUGAAGCACGGGCAGCGUCGACCGCCAGAGUCCUGCUCCUCGGUGAGCUCGAGGCCGAACAAUCCGGGGGGCCCUAAGACCCAACGAAGCGAGCCGAACCCGGUGACGUAUUUCGGGGGGCGGAGACCCGCCGACUCGGAGGAUUUAAGCUGCUCCGGCUCCACGGCGACGCGGAAACUCAGCUCGGGCCGAUCGACUGUGAGCAAAUCCUCCGCGGGUGGGAGCCUCAAAAUACUCGUUAAGGGACCCGACAUCGAGGAGGCUAUUGUGCCCGCCAUCAUCCACCCACAACCCCCGAAGCGCAGCGCCCCCUGCAUCUCCGCCAUAUUGGCCGGACGCGGAUGCGGCUUCGCCGGUAACGAAGAGCCCUACGUUUCACCGGGUGAGGAGAUCGAAGAGGAGACCCUCGGCGACGGCAGCGAUUCGCUCCUCAGUGCCUCAAGGCUUAAAUAUCCCGCCGAGGAGCCCGCUCCACCUUUUCCCACCGACAAGACUGUGUCCAACAAGACCAUCCGCAACUACGACGGAGGGAUGGCGCGGCGUGCCGGAUUCGUUAGCCAUAGAGCCCACAGUCAGGGCAGCGCGCAGGAAGGAAGGAGGAAGACCUUGCGCAGGACAUCGAGUCAGGACUGCCUUGACGCCAGGGGUCGCGGACAGCGGGUGAAGCGGUCGGAGAGUGGGGUUGAGGGCCGGAUAAGGAAGUUCGAGAGUCUCAACUCGGUCGAUAAUCUGAGCGCGGAUAGCGGCACGGGGAUGCGUCGCUCCGAGUCAUUCCAUCAGGUGUCCCUAGGCGCCAAGGAAUCCCCGGCUUCUUCCUCGCGCGGCGGAAGUGACGCGGGACUUUUUUACGUUACGAAUUUCGAUCUAGAACCGGUCGUCACGCAGAUGGCGCGCAAGGGCGAACCGCAGGCCUGUCCGAAGAAUUCCAGCCUGCUGACCAAGUCCCUUGACCGUAUUGACGAGGGCCUCGAUUCCAUGGUCGAUAUCGUUCUCACCGAGGAUAAGGAGUGGGGCGAAAACGGGGCCCGGUUAAGGCCCGAUAAACGGGCCAAGAGCGCGACUCGCGACAACCGACAACAGAUAAGAAACGACGAGUUUUACGCGAGCUUUUGCAAGCUUGGAUCCAAACACCUACGCAGCGACGAGCUUUACACCGACAAAUCUACCCCCGCUGGUAACAACCUCCAGUGGAGCUAUCAGACCGAGCUCAACAACUCGAGAAAGUCCGGAUCGCAGACCUGCAACCGCGCCGUUUUGUCCGUUUCCGGUUCGAGUCGGCCCGAUUCUUUCUCCGUCGAUAAGAGCGUCGGCAGCAAGUUCUCGAAGGGCUCGAACGAGUCGGGUAUCUACCUUCCCGGGAGGUCCUACGACGCCUUUGGCCUGUCCAAGAAUAGGUUCAACGCCGGAAAGUAUUCCGGGAACAACCUGCACCAGGGCAAAUUGACACCCGCUAGGGAUGGUGUCAACCCCUGCAGAAAUUCAAUCGUUCUGCAAACGAACGCCGGUAAUAACAAACACGGCAAGGUCACCGACGUCAUUUCCGGUCUCUAUUGAUACCGGGUCUUGACCUCUUUUCAGAUAAGCUUUAAUUUUAGGUAACAUAUAUUGGGGAACCGGUUAGAAAUUAAAUUUAUAAAAGGGACAGUUUCGCCGGAGUCGAUUUUUAUCCGCGAUUUUUUAAAAACAUACAUGUUUCUGAACUUCCGCUAAUUCCGAUUGCAAAUUUGUUUUUUUUUUUUUUUUUUGUUUUUCUUGUUAGAAAAAUUAAUAACCUCUAGAAAUUUUACCUUGGUUCCCCCUGUCCAGAUUUUAACAUGAUCGUAAUUGUAGUUUAUUAACGCAGUAUGGAUAGUAUAAUAUAUUGUAGAUUUACUAUAAGAAAAUCGUACCUUAUGACUAACGAUAAAGUGUGUGCAAUAUUUUGAUUUUAAUAAUAUUACAUGGAUGUAUAACUUACACGUUAUAUAUUUCUCGGAUCGUAUAGAACCGUAAAUGCGUUACGGUUUUAUCUCGUAAUUCGUGAAGUACUAAAUAAUACGAAGACGCUGCGAUCGAUUAGUUACAAUGAAAAACAUCGAUUUACAUUAAUCUGUGAAAAAGCAUUGCGGAAGCAAAACAGAAAAGCGGGAAAUCCGGAGAGAAGGAAUUAAAAAACAAAUUCCUUUAUUUCUCCACUCUCCUUAUCUCCGGAUGUUUAUCACAAUGAUUGUCUUGCAAACCCAACCGACUGAUGAAUGCAUGCAUUAUGUAUUGUGUUUUACUUUCGUUCAGUACCGAUAUCAUGCGACAGCACGACUGUGACGAGUAUAUAUCUGCAGGAAAACAUGUUACGAAUACUAAACGUUAUUCUUAUACGAGUACGAGCAUUCGACGCGAUACUUGAGUCACGUUUUUACAGCUUGUAAAAAUGUCAACCUUUCCGCGUGCUUCGAAUACGUUACAAACAGAAGUGCGUGAGCUGUUUUCGCCUUUUAUUUCUAUUUUAUUUACGUUUUAUCUUUUUAUUCUUCGCUAGAGGAUAACGAUUAUCUCGCUUUGUUUACCCACUGACUCAUUCCCACUGAUUAUUUUCAAUUCUACGUAUAAAAGGAGCAACGAUAAAAAUUUAACACCGUUGUCUUAUUUUCUGCGAAUUUAUAUUCCUCGUGAUUAGUAGAUCUUUCUCAAUUCAAAGCGUGAAAAAAAUAACUUCUCACAUCGAAUAUACAAGUUUGAGGUAAUGAAAAGUAUUCAGAAGUUUAGCGUUACUUCGUUUUUGAAAAAUGUUUGAGAUUGAUUGAGAUUGUUUGAUUGCAAAAGAAUAUUGCCGGAUACAUCCCAGAAUGUUUCAAAAGUAUAAAAGAAAAAACUGCGUCUCUUUUUUCUUUUUUGAACUUUUACCUUUCGAAUUCGUUAAACUUCUAUCCGAUUAUCGAACCUCUCAGCGCCAGGAUUACAAAAAAGCAAGAAAAAAGAAGAAAACAAAUCAAACAUCUUUUUGCUUACGGUCCAGAUUUUGGGCUGUUCGAUGCAAUCGUAGGAUUAAAACGGACUGCUUCGAAGGGUUGAUGAAAGAAGAGAAGAAAAAAAUGCCGUGACUUUUUUUUUAUAUCACAAAUACGGUGAAUCAGUUUCAGCAACUCUAGAUAGAUAGAGCUGCAGAUAACGGUUUCAUGGAACAGAUUGUUCCGCGCCAAUUUCCGGUCUACUUUUAAGUUCUAAUUUAUUAGUAUAAUUUAAUGUAUCUUCUACGAUAUUCAAGUAAAAUAUAAACUAUACCACAACUAGGUUUAAACGGUGUCACGAUAGUGUUUUUUUCUGAUUCAAAUCACUGCGCAGUCUUUUUAGUUAAUAU